Paramecium octaurelia is the source of this 1009-nucleotide messenger RNA. NCBI's taxonomy places the organism in Eukaryota, Ciliophora, Oligohymenophorea, Peniculida, Parameciidae. The record is from the annotation of a GenBank genome assembly.
AAAAUAUAAUGCAUUAACAGACUGCCAAAUUCGUCGAGGUGUUGCCAAAUUAUGACUAACUUAGAAUAAACGAGCUUAAGCAAAUAGAACAAGAAUAAUACUAUAUUAGUUAAUUGAAAGAGCAGAGGGAGAGGGUACAAUUAUAUUGAAUUGAAUUCAGAUGGAAGUUUUAAAAGAAGAAUUCCUAAAGAAAGAUCAAACUAUCACUGAUUUCCAAAUCCAAAAUCAAAAAUUGCGAGAAGAGCUAAAUAAGAUGAGAGUUGCAUUGUCAGAGUAGAUUAAGCAUCAAGAGAAGGAAAAGCAAAGAAUAAAAAAAUAUACUCAAGAAAGAGACUAAUUAAUGAAUGAUAACUAAGAGCUAAGAGAUCUUGUGUAGCAUUUAAGGGAAGAGAAUGAAAAUUUGAAUGUACAUAAAAAUAUAAUUUAGUCGUUACAAUUAGAAAAGUAACGAUAAUUUGAAGAGUAUGUUGUUCAAUAAUAAAUUGAAAAUGAACAAUUGAAAGCUGAAAUAUCAAAAUUGGAUGAGUUACUUUUUGGAACUGAGCCUCUGAAAGCUGAAAACAUUAAAUUAAAGGCAGAAAUCAAGGAAUACAAAAAUGAAAAAAAAAAAAUAUAACAUGAAAUGAGAUAAAGUAGAAUAGAAACUAAUUAGCAAUUGGAUGAAUUUAAAUUAGUCAUUCAAGAUUAGCAUCAAGAAAUUGCUAAAUUAUAACAAUACAAAGAAAUGAAUAAUUAGUUAAAGUAAAAUUACGAAGAGUUUGAACAUCAAUUUAAAUUGCUUAAACAAGAAAACAUUGAUUUAAAAUUAGAAUUAAAAAGAUUUUAUGAUAAAGAAGAGAGUGAACUCAAAAUGAAAUCUGAAAUUGAUAGAGUAAAUUGACAUUAUUAACAUUAGGUGAGAUAAGAUUUGAUUUCAGUAAGGAAUUAAGAAGUUGAAAAAUUAAAUGAAUUAUUUAAGGGAAUAUUUUAAAGGAAUAGUUUAGAAUAAUCGAGAGAAAAAUACAUAUGA